This is a messenger RNA of Beauveria bassiana ARSEF 2860, 207 nucleotides long. RefSeq lists its product as uncharacterized. The record is from RefSeq and is a predicted model, not a curated record. Lineage: Eukaryota; Fungi; Ascomycota; Sordariomycetes; Hypocreales; Cordycipitaceae. The coding region runs from base 1 to 207 and encodes 68 amino acids. The transcript has 3 exons.
AUGGAUUCUCCCACUCAGACCCCAGACAUUUCCACCACUGUCGAGAAACCCCGUCGCAGAAGCUCUAGCUGGAUGCCUGCCUACGAGGGCCUCACUCGCAACCGCAUCGAAGCCGCUGCCCGUCGUCAGAGCAUGUCCGACCAGCAGGCCAAGCUCGGCAUCUUUGGAACCUUUUUCCACAAUAAUUUCGGAAGAAAUGCUAAAUAA